Messenger RNA from Mugil cephalus (flathead mullet), 1587 nucleotides. Its product is annotated as forkhead box protein Q1-like. Gene Ontology annotation, molecular function: RNA polymerase II cis-regulatory region sequence-specific DNA binding; DNA-binding transcription factor activity, RNA polymerase II-specific. The record is from RefSeq and is a predicted model, not a curated record. The transcript has a single exon. The coding region runs from base 215 to 1102 and encodes 295 amino acids. NCBI's taxonomy places the organism in Eukaryota, Metazoa, Chordata, Actinopteri, Mugiliformes, Mugilidae. Gene Ontology annotation, biological process: anatomical structure morphogenesis; regulation of transcription by RNA polymerase II; cell differentiation.
GUGUCUCCGGAGACAGAUCUGUAUUCUGCCACUGCAAACAGAGGCUCGUGGUGCCUCCAGCGCUUCAGGCGAGUCCUUACAACACACUCACACUCUGCUGUCAGGACUCUUACACCUGCUCAGCUGCUCAGCUGAGACGAGACUCCAAGCCAGAAGACGCUCCACGCUGCGAGGUUACUGAGGGGGAGAAGACUAUCCUUCUGUUUGGGGAAAAAUGAAACUUGAAGUUUUCUCUGCGCACCACUUCGUGCAGAAGCCACAGGAGUUGUGCAUGGACGCUGACGGGGGAGUGUCUUCUCCACUAUCCGGAGACGAGCUGGGUUCGGACGGGGACUGCGUGGCCAACAGCCCGGCACCUGUCACCCAGAGCGGCGAAGCCAGCAAAGGGAAGCCUUACACCCGCAGACCCAAGCCCCCUUACUCCUACAUCGCCCUCAUCGCCAUGGCCAUCCGGGAGUCCAGCAGCGGCCGGCUCACUCUGGCAGAGAUCAACGACUACCUGAUGAAGAAGUUCCCGUUUUUCCGCGGCAGCUACACCGGCUGGAGGAACUCGGUGCGCCACAACCUGUCACUCAAUGACUGUUUCCUGAAAGUGCUGCGGGACCCGUCGCGGCCCUGGGGCAAGGACAACUACUGGAUGCUCAACCCGCACAGCGAGUACACCUUCGCCGAUGGGGUGUUCCGCCGCAGGAGGAAGCGCAUCGCCAAGAGGGCCCCCAAGGAAACGGAAAGCCCAGACAUCCUCAGCGAGGACACCCGCCUCCCCGCGCCGGAGGAGAGGGUGGGGACCAAGUUCUCCAGCUCCUUCGCCAUCGACAGCAUCCUCAGCACACCGUUCAAGCGCAGGGAGGACAGCCACGCUGAGGCGGAGCACCCCGGAGCCCGGCUGUAUUGGCCCCCAAGGGCCCACAUACUGCCUUACAGUCUGAACUAUCCGGCGCAGCACGCUUACCUGUCAGAGGCGGUGUACAGCAGCUCGGAGCCCAGCAGGGAUGCCCCCACAUUCCUCCAGCACACGGCGGCUGGCAUGGGCGCACCUGAGGCCCCUCUGAAGAUGUCCAGCAAAGCGCGGGGCUUUCACAUAGACUCUCUGCUGUCAUGAGACCCCCGGAGUGCUGCUCCGUGAUGUGCAAUUCUGUGUGGGACUCUGCGCGUCUCAUCCUGUCUGCUCCAAGUCAUUCUGCAGUGAGAAAACAAACGAUUUUAGAUCCAACUGCGCGGUGACAAAUUAUUAGAGUCACCGCAGGACAUUCCACUGUGUGCGCGUGUGUCAGUGCGUGUGUAUGUGUGUGUGUGUCAUGUUUAGAGAGUGUGUGUGUGUGUAUUCAUGUAGGUUCAUUGGUCAUUUCUACUGUAUGACGUUUAAGCAUUAAACUAUCAGUCUAUUUAUAUUUUCUUGUUUUGUAUGACCUGCUGUAUUAAUAUUGUUGUAUAUAUAUUAAAAAAAAAAAUAUUGACUGAGCUGCGUCAAGAGUCACGUGGCUGCACUUGAAACGAAGAGGGAAAAUAAAAAUGUGCAGUUUUCCAAGAGAUUGAUUGAUGCAUGUCUGAUAUUUUUAUGAAUAAAAGAACGUGAAACAAUGGGAA